Messenger RNA from Colletotrichum spaethianum, 1605 nucleotides. Its product is annotated as FAD-dependent monooxygenase terD. The coding region runs from base 1 to 1605 and encodes 534 amino acids. The record is from RefSeq and is a predicted model, not a curated record. The transcript is spliced from 4 exons. Gene Ontology annotation, molecular function: FAD binding. Lineage: Eukaryota; Fungi; Ascomycota; Sordariomycetes; Glomerellales; Glomerellaceae.
AUGUCUGAAGAGUACGAUGUUCUUAUCUGCGGCAGCGGCUCGGCCGGACUCUGCGCAGCAGUGUGGCUAGCUCGUUGCGGCAUCAAUUUCAAGAUCCUUGAGCGGCGUGAAGGCAUGCUCAAACAGGGCCAGGCUGAUGGUGUCCAAGUCCGCACAGUCGAGAUUCUCGAGCAUCUCGGUUUGUCCGAGGACGUCCUAAAAGAAGCCUAUCAUGUUCUCGAAUUAGCCUUUUGGUCACCAGAUGGCAAUGGUGGAAUACGCAGGUCGCAUCUCGAACCAGAUACCGAGCCUGGACUCAGUCAUCUCCCUCACGUCAUCCUGAAUCAGGCCCGGAUUAACGAACUCCUCAUCCAGGACAUCGUCAAGUCAUCAGGAGAAUCGCACAUCCAAUACGGAAGUGACAUUCGUGAAGUCAUCGUCAACAGCGAGGCCGCCCAGGACCACGGGGCUCAUUGCGUGACCGUGAAAUCGACUGAAAAUGGAGUCGAGCGUACAUAUCGUGCAAAGUAUGCUUUGGGUUGUGAUGGAGCUCAUAGCGCUGUCAGAAAGUCGUUAGGGUUCAAAAUGAUAGGGGACAGCACCGAUGUGGUCUGGGCCGUUAUGGACGUCUAUCCGAGGACUGACUUCCCUGACAUCCGCAAAAAGUGUGUGCUUCAGUCUGAUGCAGGCAACCUCGUUAUCAUUCCGCGAGAGGGCGACGAGAAAGUCCGGUUCUACAUGGAGAUGCCUGUAACUACACCAGGCGAGGUCACUCCCGAGAAAGUCAAAGAACGGCUCGACAAAAUUUUCAAGCCUUACAAUGUCGAAAUUGCGGAGACGUCGUGGUUCUCAGCAUAUUCGAUCGGCCAGCGUCUUGCCGACUACUUCACAAAAGAUCACCGAGUAUUCCUUACUGGAGACGCAUGUCACACACACUCCCCCAAGGCUGGUCAGGGUAUGAAUGUUAGUCUGCAAGAUGGCUAUAACAUUGGGUGGAAACUUGCUGCAGUUCUUCGAGGUCAGGCCCAGCCAUCGAUUCUGGAGACCUACGUCUCUGAGAGACACGAAACCGCCAAGAACCUGAUUGACUUUGACCGACAAUUCGCCAAGAUGUUCUCAUCCUCCUACCGCAAAGAGCACGGCUACUCCACCAAGGACUUCCAAGAAUAUUUCAUCAAGUCGGGCAGGUACACCGCUGGACUUGCGACGCAGUACAAGCCUUCUAUGCUGGUACGAUCUAGUGAGCGUGAUGACUUGGCACGUGGUAUGAAAACCGGCAUGCGUUUCCCGAGCGCUCAGGUUGUUCGCUUCUCAGAUGCUAGAGCUAUGCAGCUUUCACAAGCUCUACACGCAGACUCUAGAUGGGCAUUGGUGAUUUUUCCUGGUGACGUUACCCAGCGGCAUUCGGAAGAACGUUUGCAUAAGAAUAUUUUUGUGGAUGACGAAAGUUACCAUGCAGGACACGGCGAAGCUUAUGCCAGGUACGGUGUAAACCCCACAGUCGGGGCAAUGGUUCUCGUUCGACCAGAUCAAUAUGUCUCCGAGAUUUGUGCACUGGAAGACACGGAGUCGAUCAAGGACUUCCUCGAAUCCUUCUUCGUGCGCAAGACCAAUGGUUUCCACUAG